Molecule: messenger RNA, 19214 nt
Organism: Pelobates cultripes (western spadefoot toad)
Lineage: Eukaryota; Metazoa; Chordata; Amphibia; Anura; Pelobatidae
Source: the annotation of a GenBank genome assembly
AUGGCUCAGUAUUUAAUGUCCCAAGCACUGUAUCAGUUUUCGUGGUAUGAACUCCUUGCCCUUUAUUCAUUUCAGUUACUGGUAUGUCAUGUGGAAGUAUUAUAGAGUAUUGUUAUUAGGAGGUUUACAUACAUAUAUAUCCUGUAUAUGUAUAUAAUAAAUACAUCAGGAAUGAAAGACAGCACUGAGACACAGGAACAGACACUUAGCACCAGAUCAAUAGAAGCUGGAUCUACCAUUUGAGACAGGACCCACGGUGCCAACCCCAGAGUCCUCCCAUACAAUCCAGCACAUAGUAAACGGGUGCAAGGUGUUAGUAGGGACAGCACACACUGAGAAACACAAACACGUUGUGAGCCUUUUCUUCUGGCAAAGAGCCUGUGGGUUUCUAAUUCUUUUUAUUUCUGCCUUUUCAGGUCAGCGAAACGCAAGUUAACAAUAUUAUUGAGCAAGGAGCAGGGGAACAUCCAGGUACAAUAAAACACAGAUUCCGUAGCACUUAACAAUGUUAUGAGAGGGGGGGAUUUAACCAUAAAGAGGACAAUUUAAAAAAAACAAAAAACUUACAGUAACAAUAGGUUGAAGAGGACCCUGCUCAAACAAGCUUACAAUCUAUAGGAGGUGGGGUAUAAAACACAUUAGGACAGGAAUCAAAUAAGGUGAGAGUCAAGCAGAGAGUAGAGUGCUGCCCUAUAGGAGAGAGCAGGAGAUAGUUAUGUAAGGUGGCCCAGGAGAGGGUUACAAUAAUCCAUGCGGGAAAUUACUAGAGGCUGGACAAGCUCCUUGGUAGCAUCUUGCGUAAGAAAGGGGCGGAUGCGGAUUCUACUGGAUUUGACAACAUACUAUAUGUGAGGUUCAAAGGCGAGGCCAGAAUCAAGUAUGACACCAAGACAGCGUGCUUGCAAGGAUGGACUGAUGUGGAUACCACUAACACAUUUAAGUACAUCUGUAACUGUGUAACCAUAUAUCAUAUCCAUAUCACAUAUCCCAUUAAAGUUACCAGAUUACACAUCAUUAAAGGACCACGCCACACUUGAAAAAAAAACAGGAAAAGGUAAGAUACAGAGGGAAAGCAUCUAUGAUUCAUAUGUUAUUUCUUACAAUAUUUUUCAAUAAUGUUUGAAUGAAACCCUAUGAGAUGAGUUAUUCCAUGAUUGGUGUCUAACCUGUCCCUUUAAAAUAGUUUGUGUCUGAAACAGUGCCUGAUACAUAAAGAAAUAUGCAGAGAAACCUUAUAGAAAUGGCAUGUGACACCUGAAGCUACCGUGUCAAUUUCCUUUUUACCAUUAAUAUAAUAAAAUGUAUUCAUUUGUCUCCUAGCAACACCUGCUAUCGGCACAUUGGAUAAACGCAUUGAGGAGCUGGGCCACCGAUUUGUGAUCGAGCGUGCCGUGGCUGAAGGAGCCAAACGUGCCAUCAAGGCAUUAGAUCAUGGAAAGCCACUUGUUGAGGUCAGUUAUAAAGCGUAUUCUUUUAGCCAUUUUAUCCCCAGAAUGAAGAAUGGGCUUUCAAUGUCUGUCUGGGGGUUUGUUGGCAUUAGCCAAGCAGCGUUGGUUUAUUAUUAAUAUUAUUAUUUAUAAAGCACCAACAAAUUCCGCUUGAUAAAUAAUAUACAAAUUACACAUUUAUAUUAUCUUUUCUGAGACUUUUGUUGUUUGAAGUCUUUGUGGGACCAUUUGUUCUGUAUCUUAUAUCUGCUUCUUUAUAAUGCUUUAUUUAAAGGGAAUCUAUAGUGUAAGGCAAACAAAGUUGUAUUCCAUACACUCUAGUUCCCACUGGCUGCCUCCUUCCUCACACCCUUUCUCCUUCCCGCGUUACAAAAUCCCUGUUAACACUUACCCGACUCCUGGAGGGGUGGCUACUGCGCAUGCAUGGCGAGUGCCGCAAGUGAAUUAGGCCCUCCCCAUAGGAAAGCAUUGCUUCAGUGCAGAGCGCGAGGGCGUCCAGCAUCAGACUACUAACGUCACUUUAACCAAAAGUCUCUACUGGCUGUCUGAUUGAGGUAGUCUUAGUCCUGUAAUGUAAUCAUUGCUGUUUAUCGAAAACUGUAAUGAUUUACAUUGCAGGACUAAUAUGACUAAGGAGGACAGGGACCCUGCACCCAGACCUCUUCAAUAAGCUAAAGUGGUCUGUGUGCUUAUAGUGUCCCUUUAAAAUUCUCCCAAUUGCUUAAUUCCCUUUAGUUUUAUUAAAAGCCAAUAACAUGUUGUAUGUUCUGCAUUGAUCUGCCGUUAUACCCACUUUAAUCUAUAGAAACAUACAUACAUACAUUCUGCAUUUAAGUUAUUUACAGUUUUUUUUAAUGACAGGUGCAGUGUCGCCAUAUGGGCAGGUGAAUCUGUACCUAUCAAACCAUCCCCACCCUCUUUAAUAAAACACAACAUGUCUGUGUAUGGGGAAAAUUGUCCACAGCUUUUAUUUAACAUAACAUAAUAAUAAAUAAAAGUCAUUGCCCGCCACCUAUUGCCGUCUGAUAAUUUAGCAGAUCUAAUAAUUAAUAGGGCAAUGACUAACAAUAAAUAACAUAUAAUAAUAUAUAACACAUAACCAAUAAAGUGCCACCAUUUUCUUAACAGCCCAGUGGUGAGGGUAUAUCUGAAUACCCCCACCCCUCCGAGGUUCUGAGCCACCUAUGGACCCGAAACCUCCCAACACCAUAACCAACUUAUAACUCCAAUUCCAUUUCACCAUUCCUUUUUACCUACCCCUUGCUCCUUUUCUAACUCCAAAAUCCCUAUCCCCCCAUUUUCUUCCCUUUAACAGCCUUGCCACAAGCUCGGACCUUGACCCCUUAAGACGUCUGAGCUCCGUCACCCUGCAAAAACAGCGCCUUGCUAAGCUACUCUUGAAACUCCAGAUUCAACAAAUCCCAACCCACCUCUGAAAGGUGCAUUUUGCCUUGCUGGAAAUACCCAGCCAAUCUAUUCUCCAGUUCCCUGUGCCUGACCACAACCCCUCCAGCUUCAGAAUGCAGCUAGCCAUUAAACUGUUCACCUAACAUCGACAGUGAUCAAUCACUCUGCAUUCCUUGCAUGACACCACCGAAGUCGCAUUACAAUAUCUGACCAGAGGACCAUGACCCCCGGUACCACAUCCCUAAUCCCGUUGAUAUCCUGCUUCAUCCAUCUAACCAGGUCCCUCUGUGGAAUCAUUACCCCUUUUAUGGAAGACAAUAAAAUUAGGCCGUCUACCUCCCUGCACCAAACGAAACAGUUCCCUGCACACCAAUCUCCAUCCGAACCCUCGGUAACCACUCCAUUUUAACACCAACUGUUCCUCAGGAAAGCCCAGUUGCUGACCAUUAAAACGAACUGCAGCUUUCCUCUUAGCCCAGAAGAUGUUUGAGUGCCCAAUGGUCCAUGCCACAUGACCUAGGGAAAGAAAAAUGCAAAGUUAGCAUCACACCCAAGAACCAGCACCCCUUGCCCCAUCACACCAACUUACCCAGGCGAACGUAGAAGCGAAACCACACCGAUUCCCACCUCUCAAUCCUCUUAACCAAUUCUUCACCAAACCCCAACUGAGUCACCUCCGUUUCUGCUCCAAUAUGGAACGAGUGCGUUCCAAACUGUUCCGGGUACAACCCCAAGACUCCUAGACAAGGCCAAAAAUCCCAGAAAAACUGGAACCUAAACAGCGAUUACCCGUCCAUGUAGACCAAAAAGGAACCCCCCUGCCGGACGCUUCCCCAAGUAUCUUUCCACCGCCAACUGGGCAGAAGAGGGACCCAGGGAAAGCAUGCAAUUCUAUAUUCGUAUCCUUUCCACACACAUCCGUUUUCAAAUGGGCCAAAUGAACGAUCACCUUAUCCCCAACUUCCGAAACGUCUCUCCAUUGCAUGCCCCCCACCUUCCCGAUUGGCACUGACGAGCUCACUAACGCGAACUGCCCCGAAAAACACUAGGUGAAACUCUACCCCAAAUAGAAGUACUUCGUAGUUGCUAAAGCAAAACUCAGGCAAAACCUUAAACAGCCCUCCCAAAAGGCGAACGGACACUGGUCUACGUGCAUCUUGCACCCUCCAACCCCUGCGGAGGCCCUUCAGUGCCUGUCUAAUAAGAAAGUAUAUCGUCGGGUCAUCCCACCCAUGUAACUUAAACAAGAACACCAAUGCUGCCAUGUGCCUGUCCACAACCACUAGCAAUGAGCCCUUCCUCAGCAAAUCGAACGUAAACUAUAGUGAACCCGCCAAAGCAGACCCCUUACUCUCGCUCAACAACCUCUCCCACGACCCCAAACCUUACAAUAAGCAGACCACAUUCCCGGGGCCAAGGACGACCUCACGAAUGCCCCAAGUAAGCUGUCCCGAGCAACUACAUCUUACAAUUCCCUGACCUCCUGUGCCCCCGGGCCCGGGACUACUGUGAAUGAGAAAGUGCAUAAGCCACAUUGUUCAAAUAACCUGGAACGUGCCGGGUGCCAAAAACAAUAUUGAGAGACAUACACAGAAAAAUGAGCCGCUGCAGAAGGCGUACCACCAGCUCCGAGGAUGCCGACAGGUUGUUGACUGCAUACACCACGGCCAUAUUGUCCAUGUGAAACAUGGCCUUCUUGUCCUUGAGCAGAGGCCCCCAGAGUGAUAGAGCUACCACUAAUGGGAAGAGUUCAAGAAAGGCCAAGUUGCACAUGAGUGGUCUCCCCAUCCACGAUGCCAGCCAUGAUGAUGCGCACCACCUACCCCCCGAAGUACGCACUAAAGCCCAUGCUCCCUGAGGCAUCUGUAAACAACUCCAAGUCAGCCGCCAAUUUCACCAGUUCACGAAACAACACAGUGCCAUUAAAAUCCUGUAGAAAUGUGUCCCAAACCGCCAAAUCCUCCUUCAUGGCCGCCGUCACCCAUACAAAGUGAUGCAGUGACCUCACUACUGCCGUAGCCUGAGCCAGGCCGCUACUGAAAACCUGCCCAGUUGGAAUUAAAGUUGAGCUUGCCGAGCAGUGAUUGCAAUGCCCGAAGCAUGACCUUCUUGGCCUGACGCACUUCCCUCGAGCUUGUCCCCAGGCAACCAAUAUUCACCCUUUGCCAAAUAGAUUUCCAGCCCCAGGAAGCAAAUACAGUCCAUGGGGCCUUUCAUCUUAUCUGCCGCCAAAGGGACCCCAAACAACCUGGCCACCCACUGAAUGGUACGCAACAAAUGCAGGCACAAUGAAGAGUUCCCAGGACCCAUGCACAAAAAGACGUCCAAAUAAUGGACCAUCGCUCGACUCCCCACUUCCUGCCGCACCACCCACUCCAAAAAAGUGCUGAACUCGAAGUAGGAGCACAAGAUAGAACAACCCAUCGGGAGACAUAGGUCAACGAAGAACUGACCAUCAAAACUGCAGCCCAGCAAGUGAUGACAAUCCGGAUGAACAGGCAGCAGUCGAAAUGCAGCUUCCACAUCCACCUUUGCCAUACGGGCGUGAUGCCCGGCAGUCCUAACCAACUCAACUACCUGCUCAAAUGAUGCAUAGAAGACCGAACACAGCACCCUAUCCCUAUCCAAGAAACCGUACCUUAACAAAUACACAUCCCCCUUUCUACCGUAACAGCUAACCAUGGUAACAUCUCUUCUAGCCUCACCGGCAUCGUGCCCAGCGGCAACGGGCCCAAGACUCACGACCGCAUCCCCUGAAGCCCCAAUUGACCCCCAGAGUCACCCCCACUACAAGAGUCUAUCAGUUGCUUUAACUUGUCAAGCAAUGUCUGUGAAGACCCCAUGGCUGCUCCUCGGAUCCUUCCGGAAAAAGAUGCCACCAUGCUCUUCGGAACAACUGGGGAAACCACCUGGAAGAUGAUCCACUCAGUGAGCUAGAAUGAGAACAAAAAUUCCUGGGCAGGGUGCACCGUUCAUGCACAACCUUCGCACCGCAAUCCUGGGGCUGCCUGCAUGACUUCCAAGCAUCCCGUCUCUUCCCUAGGCUCCUCUGAUCACCUAGAGAGUGGAAGCCCCGCUGACCCCACCCCUGAGGCUGCAACUCCGACUGUGGGAUACCCUCCGCCUGCUCUGAUGCACCCCCUCUGACCUCCCAGAGCAUCCUGCGGAGGAGCUGCUCGCACUGCUGUCAUCUCCUAGCACCGCACUAGUAGACCUGCUACUCCUGGACCUUCCCGCGCUCGCUACAGACAGCACCACAAGUCUUACUAGUCUGUUUCAAAGUGCGGCCCCGGGGCCUUUUCAUUGCUAUGCGAUAUGUCACCUGGCCUACCAGGAACACGCCUCCCCCCGGACGGACCUGUGGUCCACUGCCUUCCCUCUGUGAAUUUCCAGCAGAAGGCCGUAUCGCUGAUGGAUCCCCCGCCCCACCAUGGGAUCCAGUGCCCAUCUCACGGAUGUCUGCUUCCACAUUUCUUUCCCGAGCCCAGACAUGCACCGCUAUCUCCUGGGAACCCCGUGCCCCCCCCCCGAUGCGCCUGCAUGACCCGCUAAGCCGCUCGCCAGAUUUGCACCCUGGGCCUUGGACCCACUCAGCUUCAUUGUCAUGGGCCUGCCCUCACCUCCCAAGGGGCCCCCCAGCCGAGGGGCCCCCGGCAGCACAUUAGGGAAGGUACCCAACCCCUCAGGCACCUCAGCAACAGAAUCCCCAAGAGUUAAAGGGCCUGCUGUCACCGCAACUGCACUUGCUGGCUCUGCUGACCACCAGGAAUCGCAGCUCCCACCUUCCACCAUCCGCCGCCAGGGUGCACAACCCCGUAUUGCGGCACCACCUGUCCUGCUGCUUCAAGGCUCACUGCCCGCAGGGGCCGGCACCCCGGAUGCAGUUCCUGUUGAAGAAGGAGCCACUCCAUCACCUCCACCAUGCCCACUGUCCUCCGAGCAUGCCGCCCCCGUUUUCCUCUGUCUACACCGGGUGGCUUUGGAAGAGAUCCCCCUCCAGAGCGCUGGCUUCCAGCCAUGCAAUAGGGCGCUGCGCACCUUACAUUGCCCGCUCACACCACCAUGGAGGCUCCACCAGGGCUAAGGCGCACAUGUGUGCCUGUCCCCCAGCCGACCUUCCGGCUCCGCCGACGCCACCAGCAUCGCUCCGAGCCUCUCCUGGAUCCAAUCUUCUCCAUGGAUCCGUGCACCUGCCCGAACACAGUUGAUCAUCUCCUCUGGGGACGCCAUCCUGCUAAAGAAAAAAGGGAAAACCCACUAAACAGAGUCUGCACACACCAGAGUGACAAACCGUACUCACACGUUACAUUAAAAUUGCCUAUUCCUAAGAUGGCUGCCUGUAUAUAUAUAUAUAUAUAUAUAUAUAUAUAUAUGCUCCCACCCCUUAGACCCAAUCUACCAAUCUUGUUACUGUUCCACCUAUGCCCGCUUCCUAGCCCUGUCAGAGCCCCUUUCUACUAAAAUGCGGCCGCUCCAAGGGGCUACAAUAAACUCUGACUUGUAGGGAAUUAAAAUCUGAAUUACAAAACUGAGAUAAACAUAGACACACUGUGACUAAAGCCGAGAUUGGAAUUUCUCCAAAUCACUAAUUUUAGUUUAAAUAUUUGCAGUUCAGAUUUUGAUUUGCUACUUUCCAGAUUUUAUUGAUUAAUCCUGAGUUGUUAUACAUUGAGCACUAUACAGAAUUAUAAUCAUUUAUAAAUGCAAUGCAAGUAUUGCCCACACUCUUUUUUUCAUUUUUUUAACAGGCUCAAUCAAUAUUAAACCAGACAAAUGAAAAGCUGGACCUCCUUAAAUAUUCCAUGGAGGAACUAGUGAAAGAACUUCCUGAUAGCCAUCCCUGGAAGAGUAUUACCACCGAGGAAUUGUUCCUCAAUUCUGACAUAUCCAAGCCCACAGCACUAACGGGUAAGUUAUUUUGCCUCUGAAAGAUAUUUCAAUAAAGGAAAGAAGAGAAAUAUAUUUAACAUUGAAGUAUCAGAGCAUGCUUCCAUCUCUGUGAAGUCUGUCUACUGUGAUCAUGCAGUUAUUCCAGCAGACUUAAUUCUGUAUGACGUAAAUACAAAUUUAAAGGUGACCGGUGACAUUUUUUUACAUGACAAUAUGGAACCAGCACACACAUAAUCUGUCAUCAGCAUAUUUAAAUAUAUAAUAUAUAAUUGUAGCAGAAACCCUUUGGCUGUCCAAUACAUUCCCUGUAUAAUAUUAUUGUUGGAACCUAAGAGUUUUCCUGUGCCUGGACUAUACAGAUUUGACUACAACCUUAUGUGGCCAUGCUAGGAUUCAAUAAGGUGUUCGGUGGAAAGAUAUACAAGUCUGCAUGUGAACCGCUGUAUUCACCAUACGAACUAAAGUGCCGAACAACCGGACCACCUUGGUAUGGAGUGUGACUGUAAUUUACCUCCCUGUAUGCUCGUUACUUCCCCUGAUUUAAACACACGAACGCUCUGCUGUAUUCCCUGGGUGGCCGCCAUUUUGGCAGCUGAACACGUGGCGGCGGCCAUCUUAAACUCCCGAACAGCGUUUGGUCGUCGAGUGUCUGGAACUCAAAUCGGACACGCCACUAACCGAACACCGCUCAGACCUCCAGGGACUUCAGAAAGUACUGAUCAAAACACACGAAUGGCCCGUCAUUCGGUAGGAUGAAUGCCACGAACUAGGGGAUUCAUCUGAAGGCGAACUCAACUAUAGAAGGCAUAGACUUUCGGGACUUUUGAUGCGCGAACAGAGACCGACCGCGGGCCAAAACUCAUGGAACUAUUUUCGGCUACUUUGCCCGUGCGGUCUGUCAAAUCUUUCCUGAUCCCCUGUUCUGAUCUGGGUGAUUUUUGGAUAUGUUUCUCACCCAGAUCAUUUAAAGGUGUACCUACCAUAUUUGGGGUACAUCCAAGAAUUGGGGAAAAGUAUGAAUAUUAUAAGUUAAGCUAAGGGGAGGAGAUGUGUGGGAAGUAACGUCUAUGUGAUUGGUUACUGUAAUGAUUAUGGUGGGUGCCUCCCUUGCAUGGGAGAAUCCCAUAAAAGCAGGAAUCGUGUCAUUAAAGUUCAGUUCUACUCCUGAUACUGUGUGUCGUGCAGUGAUUGGGAAAGGUGAUGGGAUACUAUUGGAUUGACUUGCUGAUUGUGCUGGUUAUCCUAUUGGAUUUACUACUUGCUCCUGAAUUAUUCUAAUAUACCAGUGGAGUUAAGCCGUGGGGAAUCAGCUCUCCGCUACAUGGAACCAGCACAUACAUAAUCUGUCAUCAGCAUAUUUAAAUAUAUAAUAUAUCAUAUAUUAAUAUAAAUAGUUACCAUAGAUAUAGAGCUCUGACACCUUCUACCUAUGUUUUCCAGAUCCCGUAUCUUUACAAGAAAGCAUUAAGGUUCCAGUCUAGUCGGCUUCUUUCGCCUUUACACUUAUUUAUCUUUGUGUGUCGUUUUUUUCUUUGUAUAGCACUAUUUUUAUACAUUUUUUGUGCGUUAUUUUGUUCUUCAUAGUCCACCAAAUGGACUUGUUGGCCAAUCUAUUAAAUGUUAAGUUUUAACAAAUGAAUAUUUCACUGAACUGUAUUUCAGACAUAUCUGCACCUAGUUGCAUCCUUCAUCUCUUCUCUUUGUGUACAUUUAUACUGGGGUUAACCUCCAAAUCAGGAGGUUCUGCAACUUCUGGCUCCAUUCCAGUCCCUUCCUUUUUCUUUUCUUUUAUCUUCUAAAUUAUUCUCAUGAAUUCUGUUUUACUUUUUUGGCAUAAUCUUUCUGUCCUUUUAAGUCUAAAGGUUAAAGGACCACUAUAGUGCCAGGAAAACAUACUCGUUUUCCUGGCACUAUAGUGCCCUGAGGGUGCCCCCACCCUCAGGGUCCCCCUCCUGCCCGGCUCUAGAAAGGGGAAAGGGGUAAAAACUUACCUUUUUCCAGCACUGGGCGGGGAGCUCUCUGCCGCUGAUCCUCCUCCUCUCCGCCCAUUCGGCUAGCUGCGCGCGCAUUCAGCCAGUCGCAUAGGAAAGCAUUUGCAAUGCUUUCCUAUGGACGCUGGCGUGCUUUCACUGUGAAAAUCACAGUGAGAAGCACGCAAGCACCUCUAGCGGCUGUCAAUGAGACAGCCACUAGAGGCUUUGGGGAAGGCUUAACCCAUUCUUUUAUAAACAUAGCAGUUUCUCUGAAACUGCUAUGUUUAUAAAAGAAUGGGUUAACCCUAGAAGUACCUGGCACCCAGACCACUUCAUUAAGCUGAAGUGGUCUGGGUGCCUAGAGUGGUCCUUUAAUCCAGAAGUGGGUUCCUUGUGGCUUCAACUUGUAUAGCGUGGACUUGUUGCAUUCUGUUCUGAAUUUCUCCUGUGUGUGUUUAAAAAUAUCUACAAAUAAUAUAGAUUUCUUCUCUAAUGGCACAAGUGACAAACCUUCUUUGAGGAUCGAGCAGGGACUAAGUGAAGCUACUGAGUUUUUAUCUGUUUAUAAAUUCUGUUUUGAUUGAUUUAUAUCCGAUAAAGAUGUAAAAGCUGCCUUAUUAUUGAAUAUUCUGUGUGUGCUACCUAGACCAGCUAUGAAGUUCCCUGUAACAUAAAUUGUAUAUUUCAUGGUUGCUGAAGGUCUAUUUCUUUCUAUAAAUAUGCCAGUUUACAGAGAUGAUAGAGGGGUGGUGGAAUCCAUAAGGGAAUCUGAUAUUUGAUUAUUGUAGGAGAUGUAUUGAGUGAACAUUUGGUGAGAGGUUAAUAUAUUCAUGUGAUGACACAAGUGAAAAUCUAAUAGUCAUUGUUACAAUAUAAUUUCUGAUUGUUUGACAGGUACCCUGAAAGUGCGAGUAAAGGGCUGUCACAAUAUUCUGGAGAAUGUACCUGGCAGACUAAAAGACCUGUCAGAUGUUCUCCCAGCAAGGAGGACACGUCAAGGAAGAUUCUCAUUAAUGAGCCGAAUCAGAAGAAACAACCGUGUCGGCAGUCAGAACAUCCAAGAGACUGUUGGCUUUUCCAGUACAGUGAUUUUUAUCUUAUAUUUCCCAUUAUGUGUCCAGUGAUGCUCAAUAACAGAACAAUAUCUGGGGUAUCGAACUUCUGCUCUCCCACUUAGCCACUCAAAGGAAAAUCAACCUGAAUAAUUAUAUCUCGGUACUGGGGGGCUGCAGGUCGACCCCCAAUUAAAAAAUUGUAAAAGUGCUGCAGAAUAUAUAAAUGAUAAUAAUUACUUUACCACAUUUAAACUGGGACUUACUCGUCAUACAAACUCCAUCCUCUACAUUACUCACCAAAUAGAAAAGGCAGAGGACAAAAAUAUAAUUUUCAACGUUUUUCGUUACGAUGUUCUUGUAUUAUUUUAUUUCACAUAUAUCUCCUUGUUUAUAUUCCAACCAUAGUACCUGGCGAGCUACAAAUUUGUUUUUUGUUUAAUUUCCUUUUUACGGAGUGCAGGAAAAUAGACUCCCCAAAUAAAAUCAAACUCCUAGAACUUUGGUUAAAGAUAAUAACUUUAUAUUGUCAGCUAUAUUGUUACAAUGGCCGUGUGUUGAUUACAUUCUCGAUAAGAAUUGUUCUUUAUAAUGAAAUACUCUUAGCCUUUUAAGUUGAGUUCCUGAAAUUUCCUUACAGACGAGGUCCGUGCUCAGCUGAAGAUUGACCAUAUUCCAGUGGGUUCAACCAGUUGGAAAACUGUGUCUAAACAAUCAUGGAAUGAGACAUUUAAACUGGAGUUAAAUAAGGUAUGAAUGUCAUUAAACUCAAGUAUAUUCACCCUAGAAAGAUACAUUUUUUUCAGAAAUAUUAACUCAAGUGACUUAAGUAUGAAUAUUACAUUCUUAAUCAACAUCCAUUGGUGGCCCCAGGAAGAAUUUAUACUAAUCCAUAAAUCUGCAUAUCCUGUAAAGAGUUGUCUAAGUCAGUUUAACUGGAACUCUUUUUCUAAACCUUUUAGGACCUUAAUGUGUCUUCAUCCAGUUAUGAUUUAGAGAGUUAUUAUACAUUGGGUUUGUUUAUCUUAAUUUAGAAAUUAUUUUAUUUUUUUAUAGAAUCAGUGAUAUAGUCGAUAACUUUUCUUUCCUUUCUUUGUUAAUGUGUACAUAGUCUCGGGAGUUAGAAUUAUCCUUAUAUUGGCACGAUAGGAGAUCACUGUGUGCCACAAAGACGCUGAAGUUGGAAGAAUUCCUGGUGAACCGGAAGCAGGAACUGUGUCUACAGCUGGAGCCACAGGGCACCCUUUUCAUCAAGGUGAGAACCAAUCUCAGGCCACUAUCAAUUUAUAGUUAUUUACCUAUUUAAAUGUUUUAAUUAUACAAAAAACAAAAGGACGAUUAAUUUAUCCAACAUAUUUCUCUAGAUGUAAAAAUAUCAGAGCGCUAUGAAGUCUAUUGACUUAAUAUUAAAUUGUACUGAAUUGUAAAUGGAGUUGCAAAAUAUGUCCGCUAUAGUCACAUCUUGACUUAGCUCAACUUUGUUUUCAAUUCACACAAGUCAGUGUUUAGCGAAUAAACCUAUCAAUGUACGUCAUAUUAGCUACAUAACAGCUUAUAGUAUCUUAAGAAAUGUUCUCUUUUUAAGAUAAAGGACACUGUAUCAAAUGCUAAACUGUUUAAGUAAAUGAGGGGCUUUGCUUAUUGUGAUUAGCUGUAGAGGAAGAGAUUAGAAGCUGUUUAUUUUCCAUUUGUGAGUCUGUUUAUAUGUUGGUUUGGCAUAAUGAGGAUAUUAUCAUUUACUUCCUGCUGUUAACUUUUUUGGUUUUUGUUUUGAAAUAGGUGACAUUUUCCAAUGCUUCCAUCCAGAAAAGGCCAAAACUUCUGACAAUUCAGAAAUUCUUCUCCAAAAAACAAGGUAAGUGUUUGUUUAACAUCUCACAUUAAAUAGCAAACCGCCCAGGGGCCUUUAAAAGCAUCUGUCAGGGAGACUUGGUUAUUAUUUGGUUACUGACAAGAGGUGACCCCUUGUACCCCAGUACUAGCCCCCGUGUGAUAGAAAACUUGUCAAGCAAUGUGAAUGCGCUCAGUAACCAGUGAGGGAUUUCACAUUUCAUUUUCUCACAGGUAGAUAGACUGAUACAUGUUCAUUCACUAUAACAACCAUAGCGCAGGAUGUACAUCUUAUACCAUAUGCAGUAUACACAGAUUACAUUACUUAUACCAACCUGAAGCUCAUUAUUUUCAUUGGAUGCCAGUCCUCUUAAACACUAAACAUUGUUUCAAUGUAUUAAUUAUGAGUCAUGGUUAUUAUAAUACAGAAAUCUUGGCUGAAACAAAGUUCUAGGUUUGGAGAUUUUGUUACUUUUUUUCUUGUUUUUGGAUUGCUAUGAACGUAAUUAAUAUAUUUACUACUGAUCAUAUACAAUACUUAUAUUAUGUUCUCUGUUACUUUUAUAGAAGAGACCUUCCAGCCCACUGCAGAGGAGGAUACAUCUAUUGACAUCCUUCCAUUGCCAGUAUCAGACACUGAGAGCGUGGUUCCAUCCACCCCAGCUGUCGAUACCAAUGCAGAAGAAACCAUCAAGUCCACGUCAGAGGAGGAUAUAACAUCUGACGUUCUUCCAUUGACAGUAUUGGACAUUGAGAGCAUGGUUCAAUCACUGCAUACUGUCGCUAACGAUACUGAACAGACCAUGCAAUCAGCAUCUGAGGAGGAUAUAACAUCUGGCAGUCUUCCAUUGCCAGUAUCGGACACUGAGAGCGUGGUUCCAUCACCGCCCACUGUCGAUACCGAUAAUGAAGAGAUUAUCCAAUCAGCAUCUGAGGAGGAUAUAAUAUCUGGCAGUGUUCCAUUGCCAGUAUCAGACACUGAGAGUGUGGUUCCAUCCCCGCCAGCUGUCGAUACCAAUAAUGAAGAGAUUAUCCAAUCAACAUCUGAGGAGGAAAUAGUAUUCGGUAGUCUUCCAUUGCCAGUAUCGGACACGGAGAGCGUGGUUUCAUCACCACCCGCUAUCGAUACCGAUACUGAAGAAACUAUCCAUUCAGUAUCUGAGGAGGAUAUAAUAUCUGGCAGUCUUCCAUUGCCAGUGUUUAACACUGAGAGUGGGGAGUCAUCACCGCUGGCUGUCGCUAACAAUACUGAGGAGACUAUCCACUCAGUAUCUGAGGAGGCUAUAAUAUCUGGCAGUCUUCCAUUGCCAGUAUUUGACACUGAGAGCGUGGAGUCAUCACCGCCCACUGACAAUACUGAUUCACAAGAGGCCAGCCAAUCGAUGUCAGAGGAUGGAGCUAUUGACCUUCUUCCAUUGCCAGUGUGUAACACUGGGAGCCAAGAGUCAUCAUGGUCAAUUAGGUAUUUUCACAUAUUCAUCUUUCGCAUCAAUACUGUUAAAACGGCUACACAUUUACCAUAAACUCCUUAUUUGCUCCCCUUUUCCACCUGUCACUCCAUUUUAUUUAUAUAAUAAGCUUGUCUUUUAUUAAAGUUAUUCUUUAUGUACACAAAAACUCACGUGUGAGAGUAAGAUGGGUGAGGUUAAGGCACUAUAACUUUUUGUCUGCCCAUUUUCCAGCAUGCUUAUCAUUAACGUUGUCUGCAGUUUGUUUGUAACAAGUAAUGUUUCCAUAGCAAACUAUUUUUAUAGAACGUUUAUGAAUUGCAUUUUCUCUGACGGGACUUGAAAGUUCUUCCCAGCAGAAUGUGGAAUUCCCCUGUUACCAGAGUGAAAUACAGUAUUUAAUCAUGGCUGGUCCUUUGUGAUCCCAUCUGUAAUUAAUAAAUUGAUUUCACACAAUACACAAUCAUUGUGUAUUAUAAAACAUGGCAAUCUACAACCCUAGUGAUAGAUAUUCCAGGGGAAUCCCUUUAACAUUGCCCUGGAUGUUGCAGAAUUUUCCACUAAGACACUCUGACUAUAAAGAUAUGAUGAUAUCAGAUCUAAAAGGUGCCAUCUAAAUAAAUACUAUUUUUUUCCUUCUUAAAGUGUUUCUCCUGUAGUAUCAUCAGACACUGAAUCUGAGCCAGAAGAGUCUCCUGUUGUAUAUCAUACAUCUUUUUGCAGUGAUCAGCCAGGACUUCAUGUUAUAAUCCCAGAUAUUCUGUCUCAGGUAAAGAUAUAAAGUUUUCUAACUUUCUUAUUUUGUUUAUUUGUUCAGCUGUAGCACAAACUUCAUUAUUGAUGAACAUGGAAUAAUUGCAAGCUUGGUGUAGAAUGUUUUCUAUAAAAUCAUGGACAUAUUUAAACUCUGGGUUUAGUACAUAGAUUGGAUCCUUAUUUGUUUUAUUAUAACAAGCACUAAUGGAACGUUUUUUAUUAAUAAUGUUUAACUUUCUUUUCCAGGAUUCUGGAGCAUGCCAAGUCUAUUCUAGGGACUACACUUCAAACCAAGUCCCAUGUAAUACACCUCUACAUGAUGGUAGAGUGUCCAAUCAGGAAAACAGUCUCCUUCAAGAUCUGGAACAGUCUCAGGACCCAUGGUAUGAUAAAUUAUACUGUGUGUUAUAGGAGCACUCUUGUUUUUUUCAUCAGGAUGGGAGCUAUAUGAGUAAUUAUAAAUAUGAGAAAAAAAAUGUUCUUUUCUUUGCAGCAUUCACCGAGAAGUACAACUGAGCCUCGAGGAUUUCCAAUGUCUCUCUGUGCUGGGCAGAGGACACUUUGGAAAGGUGGGUUUUGGGUAAAUUCCAAUUCUAGUGAGAAAUAAAAGGUGUCUAAACAAAUGUUAUCUAACAAAUAUACAUAUAUUUUUUAACGUUCAGGUUCUACUUGUUGACCACAAACGUACAAACACCACGUUCGCACUAAAAGUCCAGAAAAAACGAAAGAUAAUUGCAUCUAAUUCUAUCGACUGGUCAGUGGAUGGAGAAUACUUAAAAUGGAAAUAUUUUGGAUGGUAGUCCGAUUUGUUGUUGGCAAAAGUGAUUAAUUUAAUUAUUCCCUUUUUAUUUUCAAGUCUUAAAUAUGAGAAGAACAUCUUUCAGACCAUAAGCCGCAUACGACACCCAUUCCUUGUGAAUUUGUUCGCAAGUUUCCAGACUGAAGAUCUUGUCUGCUUUGUGAUGGAAUAUGCCGCUGGUGGAGACCUAAUGUCAACUCUUAAUAAUAACAUGGCAGCUUUUACAGAAAGCAGAGCUAUGUAAGUAUAAUUUGGGGAUUAUGAUCACCCGGCUAGAACUUCAAACAAAACUUAAGUUGGACUACAAGUUCAGUGAAGCCUAGACAGACACAAAACAAUGCAUGAAAUAUGCCUGAGCAUAGAGUGACAGAGGAUAGUGGAAUUAAACUGUCCAAUGGUACAAAACCGUAAUUUCCUUCCCCAAGAUAAAAGAGACUUAUUCUAUUUUCUACAGGUUUUAUGCUGCCUGUUGUGUGCUCGGCCUUGAAUUUUUACAUCAGAACAAGAUUGCUCACAGGUAAGUGUACAGGAAAAACUAAAGAUGCACAUACAGUUAUAUUGGCCCCAGAAAUGUUAACUGUCGUAUUUACUGUACUGCCAUUAAAAUAUUGUCUGUGGUUUAAUUAAUUAGUAAUAUUAUGUUAACUUUAUCAUAAAUUAGAUAAGUCCUUAAAUCUAACCUUUUAUUUAGUCUAAAUAAGAAAACCCUGUAAUCCAAGUACCCUUUCGUGAUAUGUAAAAAAUAAUAAAAAUUCCUAUUCUAUAUUUUAAUGUAGAGAUCUUAAAUUGCGGAAUAUCGUUGUAGACAAGGACGGUUACGCCAAAAUUACCGACUUUGGUCUUAGCAAACAAGGUAAAAAUAAUGUUAUAUUUAGCUAAAGUAAUUUAUUACAAAUUUACAGAAUAACAUUGGCCAUAGACAUAUAACAUUCAACUGCAGACCGAAAUAAAAGUAUAAAUGAAACACAAAGCAAUGAAAUCAAAUAUUGGUGUAAAAUGAAAUAAGGGGCCAUUGUACAAAUUCAUAUCUAGUUAGAGGUUCAGGAAAUGUUGGAACACUAGUCAGAUCAGAUGCUGGAACAUAAUACAGAUUCGUGAAAACCAUGGAAACAUUUGUACGAAAUUUCACAGAGAAUCUGCAGAUACAACACACUGACUCCUUGCAGCAAUAUUCUAAUAUCAAUUGGAAAAAAAUAACAUGAAAUUAAUAAAAAAAAUAGCAUACUGUAUAUCAGCAAAAUAAACCAACUCUAUAUUUACUGAUGUACAUUUAUACUUUCUCUAUUUACGAGGGAUGGGAUACAGCGAUAGAACCAACUCUUUCUGUGGCACACUGGAAUAUAUGGCGCCAGAAAUAUUUGAGAGAAAACCAUACGCAAGAUCUGUUGAUUGGUGGAGUCUGGGCGUAGUAAUUUAUGUCAUGCUGUGUGGAAGGGUAGGUAUAGCAUAUUUUUACCAAUUUGUAGGAUUCCUUCUUUGGAAACCAAAAUCCCUUGUGUGAUGUCAUCCAGUCCAUUGAUGAAACUGAUAGUAUCUUAACCCCUUAAGGACCAAACUUCUGGAAUAAAAGGGAAUCAUGACAUGUCACACAUGGCAUGUGUCCUUAAGGGGUUAAACUAUAGACUGGUUAGGCUUAAAGGGGCAACCAUGAGCACUAUAACCACUUCAGCUCAUUAUAGUGCUUAUCUAAAUAUCAUAACCCAAUACAUCCCUCUCCAAUUUAUCUAAACUGAUUUUAUCUCUCUAAUACCCUCUCAAUUUCUUUAUAUUUUAUUUAAUGUUUCUGCUUUGGAAAACCAUUUACAUUAGAGAAAUUACCCAGUGUAGAUUCCAGGCCAACCCUGCACAGUGGGCACUCUCUUUGUCACAGUUUGUGAAGACCGUGUGCCCUCUCUGUGCGGGCCAUUUAUACAGAGCAGAUUAUGGGCUCUCAGGAGUGUGAGUGCUAUAAACACUAUUGUCAUCUUGCCACAGUGUUUAAUGGUUUACAUCAAUAAGUUAUUUUUUCAUGACUCUCAUUGCAGUAUAUAUUACUCAGUGAUUUCUAUUGUAUGUGUGUGACAAUUUCUAGCAGGAUAAUAAAUAUUUUGUCACAAAAACGAACUUCUGCAUCUUACAAUAUGCAUCUAAAAUGUUUUUUUUCCUACUAGUUUCCCUUUACAGGUAAAGAUCGAGAGACAGAGAUAUCGUAUAAGGUAGUUAACACUGAACCUGACUAUCCAGAGUUCCUGUCUUUAGAAGCGCUCUCAAUAAUAAAAAGUGUAAGUUGCCAACGCGUGUUUAGUGCUUUUUGUUUUUGACAUAUUGGGUGAGCUGAGGUCAGAAUUUCCAAUCACUGUUGAUGAGUGGAUUGCUGACGAGCUACCUUGGGAUGAAGGAAGUCUGAGAGCUGUUAUAUUAGUAGAUAUGUCUGGUAGGAGACAAGCAGAUGGUGAUGUUAUAGCUCUUGGAAGCUCCAGGAUUAAAGAUUCCGCGUGGAGCUCUGCUUCUAAAUAAUACAGCUCAUAUGGCUUUAAUGAUGAAUGACAUCACAGCUCAGCGUCUUACACCAUACAACCCAUCAUCUUGUUUGAACUCUGACAGUUGUUAGAAAGUGAAAUAUAAGGUAUACGGAAAGGGUCAAUGCAUUGGGGGAGGUUUGGAAGGAUUUUACAAAAAGUGAAUCAUAUGAUUUCCUUUUUUUAUAUGAAGAAUUUUACUCUUAUCAAUUAUGCACAUUGCUCCAUAGAACAGACACGUUUCAUUCUGUGCGCCGAUCGAUGCGUGCCCCUGCCUGUUCCGCUCUGUGUAGCUGCUAACACUGUGUAUGAAUGUGGGCUCGGGCAGUUUGAGUGGUAAGGCUCUGAAAACACAGCUGGUCCUCUGUAAAAACUGUGUGAUUGGCUGUAACAGAAUAGAACAAGCAGUCACAAAUACAUUGGUCUAGUUAGAGAUUAAAAGAAGUUAAAUUUAUAUUUGGGGAAUGAAAUAAAUACAAGCAGUAAGCAUGACUUGUACCAUCAAUCAGGGCAGAGCAAUGUCUGGGCACCAAACAUGAUGCCAUUGUGACGUGGUGCCUACUUUGUAUUGAUCUCUGUAGUAAAUAUUCUGCCUGAGCUGAUAAAGGCAGAUCUUACAGGACCUGCAAGAAAAUGCCUUUAAUUCUCAGUUUUUCAGAUUAAAUAACAUUUUCCUUUCUCCUCCCCCUUUAUGCAGCUUAUGAAUAAAAACUCUAGAUCCCGCCUAGGAGCCAGGAUUGGUGCCAGUGCUGUCAAGAAACAUCCUUUUUUCAAAGUAUGUCCAUGUUGUAUAAAUUCCAUCUAUGAAUGUGUAGAGAUAAUGGCCUUUAUUCUAAAUUAUUAGUUUACUGGCUUAUAUCGUGGCACACCUGAAUUAUUUUUCAAAUUUUUCUUAAAUCUUUUUUAUUUUUUUAACAGGUAGUAGACUGGAGUGCGUUGCUUUUUAAGAAUAUAAUAAAUCCGUUUGUACCAUCCAUUGCCGGACCAAAGGACGUCAGUCAUUUCGACAGAGCUUUUACAACACUGGACCCCAUUCUAACACCACCGGAAGAAUCACCUUUAGAAGACCAAGACCUGUUCCAAGAUUUCGACUGGGUGGCCGAUUGGAUUUGA